This is a messenger RNA of Solea solea (common sole), 1873 nucleotides long. RefSeq names its product programmed cell death 7 (gene pdcd7). NCBI's taxonomy places the organism in Eukaryota, Metazoa, Chordata, Actinopteri, Pleuronectiformes, Soleidae. The coding region runs from base 1 to 1617 and encodes 538 amino acids. The transcript has 5 exons. The record is from RefSeq and is a predicted model, not a curated record.
AUGGACAACACAUAUCAACACCAGACUCCGCCAGGAAAGCCACAACACCCGGUCUACAAUGGCACCUAUGAGAACCAGUACUUCGCCAACAGGCCUCCUCCGAGCACCGCGCCUCCUGAAAGCACACAGUGGACACGGUCACAGCAAGACCCCGCAGCUCCUCCGUGGAACAACCCACCGGGAUAUGUCGCUCACCAAAACUACGGACACAAUUCAACUAUAUCGCCUAAUACUGGAGGAGCAGGUUACGGAGGGCCUCAUUUAGCCCUUCCGUAUGGUUUUGACCCAUCCGUCCCUCCGCCUCCCUUCGGCUGUCCUCCUCUGGGAUACUUCCCGACCUCAGUACCCUCCACAAACUCCUUUAACGGCUUCCCGCAGCACAGAGGUGGUCCUCAGCCCCGUCACGAUGAAUUACCGUCGAUGUCAGACUUUGGUGAGAACCGGCAGCAGAAUUAUGAUGAUUUCCGUGAGCCCGGGGCUGUUUACCCUCCUCCUCCAAGUCAGGAUCAUGACCGGAGACCGACAAUAACAUUAUCACAACCCGAUAAUGAAGCCGCCUCUGAGAAGAGGCAGGACAGACAGUGGCUUAAACGGUUCUUACAGAGCCGGUCUAAAGUGCCAAAGAGCCUGCAGACCAAGCACGAGCCGCGGCCACACCACAGCGACGUCCCCGCCAUGAAAGAUGCUCUGUACGGGGCAGCUGAGCUCGUCUUAGCGUUGGAAAAGUCCUGUGAAACUCUGAAAGACAACAUUGAGAAUGAGUCUGUGUGGACGGACACAUAUCAGACUGUUUUAAACACGAAGAGAGACCUCCAGAACAAACUGAAUCUGCUCAGUGACGAAGAGGGUUUAAAGCGGUUAAAGGACAAACUCAGCCGUGCAGAGAAGAGGAGAGCCCGGAGACGCAGGGCCAACAUUCUGCUCCGGCAGCUCGUGAAACAGAGACAGGAAGACAUGGCUGAGAAAGAAGCUGCUAUAGACGCAUGGAGGAUGAAGAAGAUACGGGAGGUGGAGGAGAAGAAGAAGGAGCAAGAGCUGAAGCUGGCUGCAGACUCGGUCCUUUGCGAGGUGAGGAAGAAACAGUCGGAUGUGAAGAGGAUGCAGGACAUUCUGAGAUCCCUGGAGAAACUGCGUAAGCUGAGGAAGGAGGCAGCGUCCAGGAAAGGUAUUGUCACAGAGCCGGAAUGUGACCAAGCUUUUAGCGAUCGACUAGAGAGCCUGAGGACUGUGAUCCAGAGGAGGACAACUAUUUACGCAGUAGAGGAGAAAGCUCUGAUGGUGAUGCUAGAAGGAGAACAGGAGGAGGAACGGAGGAGAGAGCAGGAGAGACGGACCAAAAAGGAAAGAGACCGACAGCUGCAGAGGAAACGCAGAAUAGAUGCCAUGUUGUUUGGAGAUGAAAUUCCUGUUGAUUCUUUCUUGCGGCCAUUUACAGAAUACUACACCCAGGCUCAGCACUCAAUGCACGCUUUAAUACAAAUCAGGAGCGAUUGGGAUGCAUUUCUGGUUUCAGCAGAUCAUCCUGAUGGUUCUACGGUUCCUCAGAGCUGGAUCAUCCCAGACCACCCUUCAGACCAGAAUUGGGCCACUGCUCUACAAACUGCUGACAGUGACUGACACAAGGCACCAACACACUGUAUUUACUGUGAAGUAAAGACUGAGCUACAGCUCUCAGCCAUGAAUAAAACCCCUGCUGUCUGUGUGUGGAUGAAGAAAAGUUAUUUAUUAGUUAAAUAUUCUCUCAUGCAUAAUAAAACCCACUCACGUGUACAGUAUAUAUUACGAAGAGUAUUUUUUGUUUGUUUUUUUACCUCAGGUAUAAUAUGUUGUUUUGUUUAAAAAAACAAAAUAAAGACAUGCAUUCAUCUACCCA